AACAAAUAGGUCAUUUUUUUGGGACUAAAAUUAGACAAAAUGGGUCAUUUCAGGGACAGAGGGAAUAUGUAGUUAUGUAUUCGUAUAUGUGAAGUUAGAACAAGUAUGUAUAGUACAGUAUGAUAUAUUUAAAAAUAGAAAAAAAGAAUAAUUUAAAAAAGAAUGCACAAAGAUAGAAAAAUGAAGUUUCUGGAAAAGACGUAGUGAUUCGUAUCCGCAGCUUCUCGCACUUUCCGCUUGAAACUCAUCCAACCCCACCACACCACAACACAAACACACUCUCUUCUCGAACACCCCACGCCCUCUUUCUCUCUCAUCAUUUAACUCCUUACCACGAACUUUCUAGAACCCCAACAAACAAACCUAUCCUUCCUCUUCCCCCUUUUAUCCUUCUCUCACCUUCCUUCUUUUCUCUCUCCUCCCAAUACAUCAUUCUCCCCUUUCUCUUUCCAUUCCAAUCUUUUCAUUUUCACCAUAUUUUUUGGAUCUGAAUAUUAUUUUACAAUUUUACGCCAUGCAUCCAAUGCCGGUGGACCAAAACGACGAUUCCGCCGGCGGAGGUGGUGCUGCUACUGGUAGUGGUAAUGCUAGCGAUUCGCAACAACGUACUCUUCCGACUCCGUUUCUCACCAAAACUUAUCAGCUUGUUGAUGAUCCUGCUGUUGAUGAUUUGAUUUCGUGGAAUGAUGAUGGAUCCAGUUUCAUCGUUUGGCGUCCUGCUGAAUUUGCUCGUGAUUUGCUUCCUAAAUAUUUUAAGCAUAAUAAUUUCUCUAGCUUUGUCCGGCAACUCAAUACCUAUGGUUUUCGGAAAGUUGUACCGGACCGUUGGGAGUUUGCGAAUGACUGCUUCAAAAGAGGUGAAAAAGCUCUUCUACGUGAUAUACAACGCCGGAAAAUAUCUCCGGCUCCGGCGAUUAAUUCUCCGACGACUGCGGUUGCGUGUCCGACGGCGGUUCCGGCGGCAGUGACAGUUGUAGCGCCGCCUCCGGUAGCGAUUAGGGCAGUUUCACCGGCAAACUCCGGUGAUGAGCAGGUACACUCGUCGAAUUCAUCUCCAGCUCCCGGCACUACGACGUUACAGCGAGUAGCGAGCGGCGCGACGACGACGGAGAUUCUAGAAGAGAAUGAGCGAUUGAGGCGAGAGAAUCUAACCCUAUCGCAGGAACUAAACCAUUUGAGAGGAUUAUGCAAUAACAUAUUGGCAAUGAUGAGUAAUUACGCGACGGGACAAACGGAACCCAGCGGAUUACCGGAAGAAAGACAGUUGGAGUUGUUACCGGCGAAGCCGAUUACAGCGGUUGAGGCCGAUCACGGAGGUGGUUCUAGCGGCGGAGCCACCGCAAGUGGCGGAAGUAAGGGCGGAGAGAAGGCGGAGGAGGAGGGAGAUGAGGGGUGUCCUUGUCCUAGAUUAUUCGGGGUUUCCAUUGGAGCGAAGCGCGUGAGAAGAGACGAUGAUGAAGCGAGUGGUGAAAGAGAGGGGUCUGAUCCUGUACAUACGCAGCAAGAGCAGCAAGGUUCAGGAGAAUGAGAUCUGAGCCGUUGAAUGAUGAUAAUCAAGAUUUAUUGUUAGUGAUCAACGGUCAAGAUUGACUGUUGGGAGAAUGAAAGAGACAUCAGUGAGAGAAGGACGCGUGUGCAGGAAGGGACCCACUAUUUUGGAUAAGAAAAUGUUGAUAUAAUCAUAGAAUUUGUGGGAUUCCUCUAGUUGGUUCUUUAGGUUGGUUUCUAGAAAGUCAAUGAAUGAUGUUUUUGAGAGGGUGGAUUCUGCAAAGGUGGCUGUAGCCUUGAGCCAUUGAUGAUGCUUUUACAUGGAAAAUAAAGUUAAGAGUCCCUCACGUGAACAACGACAAAAGUGUCACCAUGUUUGACAAAAGACGGGGCGAAAGCACUUGGCUAAAAUAGGAUAUUCUUUUCUCGAGGGAAACUCCUAAGACAUCAAAAAUCUUAAUGGAUGUCUAAAAACAUUAGAAACAACUAACAUUGUGUUUGCGAGUAGUGUUUAGAAGUGUCAAGUGUGAGAUUAAUGUUUAGUAGUGUCAUGUAUAGCACAUUUUUCUCUGUUGUAAGUUGUACAUAAGUCAUAGUCAUCGGCUUUGUUUAAUUGUUUGUUGUAUUAUACAAGUGGUAUAGAGGGUGACGUUACCAAAAAUUUAUCAAGCUCUUGUAAAAGUUCAGAGAAAUUGGGUCAAUUUAGGAUUAAUUCAACUAA
Molecule: messenger RNA, 2209 nt
Organism: Chenopodium quinoa (quinoa)
Lineage: Eukaryota; Viridiplantae; Streptophyta; Magnoliopsida; Caryophyllales; Amaranthaceae
Product: heat stress transcription factor B-2b-like
Exons: 2
Coding region: 515-1528 (337 amino acids)
Biological process (GO): regulation of transcription by RNA polymerase II
Cellular component (GO): nucleus
Molecular function (GO): RNA polymerase II cis-regulatory region sequence-specific DNA binding; DNA-binding transcription factor activity
Source: RefSeq, a predicted model, not a curated record